Molecule: messenger RNA, 1197 nt
Organism: Encephalitozoon cuniculi GB-M1
Lineage: Eukaryota; Fungi; Microsporidia; Unikaryonidae
Exons: 1
Coding region: 1-1197 (398 amino acids)
Biological process (GO): sterol biosynthetic process; coenzyme A metabolic process; isoprenoid biosynthetic process
Cellular component (GO): peroxisomal membrane; endoplasmic reticulum membrane
Molecular function (GO): protein binding; hydroxymethylglutaryl-CoA reductase (NADPH) activity
Source: RefSeq, marked provisional
AUGGGCGACGCCAACAGAAAAGCUAACGAGCGAGCAAAUAGAUUGCUGAAAAACAUAAGGGAGGAGACAGGAACUGAAAUAAAGGGAAUUGGCUCUGAAGAGGACUAUUCGGAUGUUAUCAACAGAUGCUGUGAAAACCUGAUUGGAUAUAAGAAGGUGCCUUUGGGUGUUUCGAAUAGGGGAGUGUUAAUAAACGGCCGCAUGUUUUUUAUUCCGAUAGCAACGACCGAGGGUGCGCUAGUUGCAUCGAUGUGCCGGGGAAUUAAACUUAUAAAUGCAUGUGGAGGAGUUAAAGGAUAUGCAGAGAAUGUUGGGAUUACAAGAGGAUUUAUCAUGAGAUUUGAGAGCUUUGAAGAGGCGAUGAGAUUCUACCAAUGGAUAAAGAUGGAUGAGGCAGUCGAAGAUCUCAAAAGGAUAGGAAAUGAAGGAAGCAGGUAUAUGAAGAUUAGUAAGAUUGAAUCCAAGCAUGUUGUCGGUGAAGAUGUGUAUGUAAAGGUGUAUGGAUACUCUGGAGAUGCCAUGGGGAUGAAUAUGAUAACAAAGGCAUGCACCCAGAUAUCUGCUGAAAUAUCUCGAAGAUUCCCCCACUCCAGCCUUGUGUGCAUAAGCUCGAACACGUGCACUGACAAGAAGUGGUCUGCCGAGAACUACUGCAAUGGAAGAGGGAGAAGGAUAUUCAUGAAUAUGAAAAUAGAUGACAAAAGCUGCAGAGAGAUACUUGGGGUUGGCAUAAGACAGGUUCUGGAUGUGUAUCAUGCAAAGGUUGUUAUAGGAGGAUCUCUUGUGCUGGGAGGGUUUAACUGCCAAGCAGCUAAUUAUGUUGCAGGAAUGUUUCUAGCUCUAGGGCAGGAUCUGGGGCAGGUUAUUGAGAGCAGCAACUGUGUAUUGAGCAUGAAGAGAUCCACGGAUGGAGACUUAAGCGUUUCUUUAUUCAUGCCUUCGGUUGUGGUGGGAGUUAUUGGAGGAGGCACGCAUCUAGAACCUUCAAAAAGCUUUCUAAAGCAGUUCUAUAGUGGGAGCGGCGAAUAUAUAAUAACGAACAGGGACGACGACAAGUCGUUGGCACCUGGAUACCUGGGUCUGGCUGUCGGGGCUGCAGUGCUUGGAGGUGAGCUGUCUCUCUUAGGGUCGCUAGCAAACAAUACCUUAAUGGAAAGCCAUCUGAGAUUGAAUCGAGAAGAAUGCAGAGGUGGCUAG